UCUGGUUAGAGAGAAAGGUAGCGUGGUCGUGUUUGCACAUCAGCCUGGAAAUCGUAUCCCUUGCAGUUGCUGAAUUGGGGCACGGCACGGAAUCGCUCCGCCGGAGACCGACGAGAGCAGUAGCGCCAGAGGCUAAGCUACUAAAGCUAGCUACGAGACUCGGCUGACGCUGGGAGGGAGCCCUCCCCACUUUUUGUUUGGUUCUCGUCGCCACGAAAUCUGAAGCGGAGAAAUGGCUGGUCUACCAGAGAUGACACCGAGAAUCCCUCCAACCUCUACACAUCCUGUUAUACAGUGUGUACUUCAAGAUGACCUCAAGGGUCUCCAAACAUUACUGAAGGACAACGACAUCGAUGGACUCUACCCCUGCACCGAGAUGGGUUGUUUAACCCCACUGGCGGCAGCUGUUGUCUAUGACAAGAUGGAUAUUGCCAUAUACCUCCUGAAGGAGAAGGGCGAUCUAAAGACAGGAAAGCACGACUGGGAUUCCAACAGCAAAAGGUGGAAGGACAAAUUUGAGCGACUGGUACACUGCUUAAAUACUUAUGACAGUAAAGUCAUCAGGAUCGGAAGCGUUGCCUACAUCGAUGAUGUUGACUUUCGCAUAGCAGAAGGGAGCGAUGGCACGGAAGUCUUCGUGGGGCUGAGAGAGGAUGGCUGUGAAAUUGCUGUCAAGAGAAUGCAUAAAAGCAACUUCCAAGUGCUAAAGAAGGAGCAAUUACUUCGGCGAAUUCCCAAGCUCCACCAUCGCUGUGUUGUGAAAUGUGUGGACUCAGCAGAGGAUAAAGACUUUGGAUAUCUUUUUCUUCAACUGUGUGAAUACACCUUGGAGGAACACAUCAGAGGCAAUGAUGGCAGUCUGUGUCCAGAGGAUCUUGUCUGUGACGUCCUCCACAGUCUGAGGGCACUGCAUUGUGAAGAGCCGCGAAUUCUCCAUCGACAUCUCACACCACAAAAUGUUUUGAUCGAUGUGGAAGGAAGGGCAAGGUUAGCUGGGUUUGGCAUGAGCAGACUUUUGCCAAAAGACCAAACCACCUACCAGUCACACAGGACAGAAACAGAUUGCUGGAUGGCCACCGAGUGUUUAAAAGAAGAUGAUGAUAUUCAAUACACCACGAGCACAGAUGUACAGGUGGCAGGAAUGAUGACUUAUUUCAUCCUGUCCGGUGGACACCAUCCUUUUGGUGAGGAAAGCUCGAUGCUUACCUCAAACAUUCGAGAGGGGGAGUACACCUUGGACCACGUUAAAGAUGCCGUAGCAAAGGAUCUGAUCAAGAGGAUGCUUGAAAAAGAACCACAGACAAGACCCACUGUCGAAGAAUGCUUGAACCAUCCCUUCUUCUGGACCAGCACCAAGAAGGUAGAAUACUUGAGGAAGGUUGCAAACAAGAAGGAGGUGGCAAGCCGACAAAGCAUUAACAAGGAGUUGCUUUCGAUUCUGGAUGAGUAUGCUGAGGGUGUUUCCUACACAAAGUGGAAAAAUGAGUUUUCACCCAAGUUGGUACGGAGGAUGGAAAAAUGGAUAAAGGAACCAUACCCAGACAACGUCAUGGGAUUACUCCGCUUCAUGCGAAACGUAUUUGAGAACUGUCACGAUGAAGAAGCCAACGUUGAUCUGCUGUCACUGUUUCCUCACCUCUUUGGAUGCGUUUAUCAAUUCACAAUAAGGCAAGGAUGGAAUUUAGAGCAUCCCCUGAAGACGAUGUUCAUACCCGACGAGGAGCAACGGUACUACUGACAAGAAUUGGAACCCGUUGACUAUGAAGAACACGUCGGCCUUGCAGUUACAGAAUCUCAACACUUUUACUGCGCCAACUAGCGGUAUCUAGUCCAGUAGAACCAACCUGGACAGACUCCGAAUGGAUAAUGAAACUGCACCAUGAAUAGAGUGUAUUUGAACAGGCAGUUUGAAAACAUUUUCAUAUUUUUAGGCUGCAAUUUAAGUAGAGCUGUGCAAACAGGGAGUUUGCUACAGCAGAUAGACACAGAUGAUGGUUUCAUGUCUUUUUUUCAUAUUGUUUUAUGAAACGCCUCUUUGUAUAAGUUAUGACUUUUUUUUACUCUGGGCCAGUUCCAUUUUGAGUACCCGUGUUUGUUGUGUUAACUCUUCAGAGCUUACUAUUAAAAAACACUCAAAGGCAACUCCAGUCUGGAAAUUUCAUUAUUUCAAAUCUCAAGAUGAAUUUCCAUCACCUUGAUUAAACCACUCAAACGAAAAAUAUAAGAAUUAGUUUUGAGUAAUUUAAGCUUCUUGUAAUGAUUGUAAGAAAUGUUUCAUCUUGUUUUGUUGUGUUCAUGUGAUGCUACUGCCCACCCUGCGUGACCCUUGUGAGAGAGAGAGUGUGGGUGCAAACGUGAACGCGGCUCCAGAGUCGCUUUGAUUCGAAUUUUGAAUGUCUGUUUAGGGAAAACGCAGAUUAUAUAUAUAUAUAUUUAUGCCUGUAAUUCAUUCAUAGUUACUCUUAAUGAGACUGUAUAUACUGUUGUAUAUUGUUGUUUAAUGUCUGAUUGUUAUUUAUGUACAGUGCACCAACCACACCAAGGCAAUUUCCUGUAUGUGCAAAUACACUUGGCAAAUAAAAAUAAUUCUGAUUCUGA
Messenger RNA from Limanda limanda (common dab), 2598 nucleotides. RefSeq names its product serine/threonine-protein kinase/endoribonuclease IRE1-like. NCBI's taxonomy places the organism in Eukaryota, Metazoa, Chordata, Actinopteri, Pleuronectiformes, Pleuronectidae. Bases 233 to 1738 code for a protein of 501 amino acids. The record is from RefSeq and is a predicted model, not a curated record. Gene Ontology annotation, molecular function: ATP binding; RNA endonuclease activity; protein serine/threonine kinase activity. Gene Ontology annotation, cellular component: IRE1-TRAF2-ASK1 complex. Gene Ontology annotation, biological process: IRE1-mediated unfolded protein response; mRNA processing; protein phosphorylation. The transcript is spliced from 7 exons.